ACUGCUACCUUGCUUAUUAAAUAAUUAGAUUACUGUUUUUAUAUUGUUAUUGUUGGCCAUGUAAUAAUAUAAUACAGGAUUGCUUUACACUAAACGUUCUAUUUGCUAGACAAAUACUAAAGUUGAGUGUAAGCUUUAAAUAAUUCUAUGUGAAUCAUGUUCGAAUCUUUGAUUCGAAUCCCCAAAGUUUAAACAUGAUUUAAACCAAAGAGCUGAUUCUUACAUAGUGGUGGAGAAUGCGGGCAAGCAGAUCUAACUUUUAAAGCACAAAACCCAGAAAUCACGUUGUUAAUCUUUUCUAUUUUUGUCCGGAAAGAAUAGAUUAGAGGGAACAAAAGUUUUGCUACUGCACAAUUUCAUUGUGGUACCAUUUGUUUUAUUGCUUGACUACAUUUAGUGUUGUUAAGAAAGUAAAACGUCAUUUAAGUUGUCCGCCGAGACACACUGUAAGCCGCUCUAAAGCGCAUGUAGAGAAAGACAAAGCGUAUUCCUUUGUGCUUAUCUCAUAACGUUAUAUAAGGCCUUCACAGUAUGAUUUCGUACGCCGCGAUUCCCGGAUGGAAACUCAGCUGUGUUUUCUCCUGGUAACUGAUUUAGCAUAGCUAACUAAAUUCUUGUUGCCCUGUAAUUUGCUAAUACUUAGUAAAUUAUUUAAAACGCGGAGCUCAGAGAGAGCUGCCUAGCGUAGUUUAUAGGAGAAGUUUUGAAAUUGAUCAAUUGAAAUUGUGGUUUGAAUCCACGGAUGUGUUUGCAGUCUAAACAGACUUAACACAGAGUGCUGAGAUCCCCCAUAUCUCUGUCACGAUUUGUAUUAAUCUCAGAAAUCCUGUUGAUUAAUUUUGUCUCACUUUCAUAAGUUGAGAAUCAUUCAGUACUGUUAAGAUAUAAAAUCUAACUAGUGCUUUUUGCUUGAACAGUGUGAGAUGCGCCGCCAUCUCAAGUGAUACUGUGAAAUUUGCUAUUAUUCCACUUUGUGGUCGUUGCCAUAGCAGCAACCUUGGUCCGGAAGUACAGAGAGACUUGCCGGAAUUACAUUCAAGCGCGCAUGUGCAGUCCGCCAGCGCCAGCUUGAAUUGUAAACAAUGAGCAUAGCGUGAAGCUAAGCUAAACUAACGCUAACGCGUUUGCAUUGAAGUCUAUGCAUUUCCAGUAGCAGCGAAGGCUAAUAGAUAGCACGUAGCAUUUAGUGGUCUUGAAUGCAUUGUAUGGCUGAUGUUUGAAAUAACUCUUGCAUCUCAGUUGUUUCUCUUUACUCACCUUGGAAAAGUUGACAAACGCAAAGUUAAUCAAAGUGUGCACAAUCUAACUGCUGAGUUUAAUCACUACUGUUUAUUUUAUUUUUGUUUUUCCUGCUGUACCUGGCCUGUUGAAUUUAAUCAGUUUGAACUCACAUAAGCUGUUGGUUUUAUUAGUGAUGAAUUAUAGUUUUGUUUUCAUGAAUAUAAAUUAAUGCUCUCUGACCUGUACAAGUAUAAAUUCUUUUUCCAUUUAUCAACAUCUAGGAACACCCAUUUCCUAUAACUGUUGAUUUAAACGGAUAAGACUCCUUGAUUAAAUUGAUUAUGAUUGUUUAAUUUGAUGAUAAACUGCAUUAAAUGUUACUUUAACCAACCUCAUUGUUUUGAAAUUUUAAUUUCAUUAAUGGUUCAUUGAUGUAUGGUAUCAUUUUAAUAACAAUUAAUAAUUAAAUUUAGUCAUAAGUGUCUUAUCAAUCUAAAUGAUAACUUAUAAAAGUUAUUACCACGUUACAGAUUUAAAGUUAAGUUCAAUUCAAAAUUGAAUUUAGUCUAUUGAAUUUAGUUUAUUUUAAGCCUGCUUACAGACAGUGCUCCCCCUGCUGCUUCAUUGAUGCAAUUGGACAGUCCAGCCCAGUGAGCUGUAAUGGUACCAACCUAAGCCAUCAUUGAGCCUAGUAUUAGAACAGUAGCCCUCCAACUAGCCAACUUCAAAAGGAAAAUUCUGAUUUUUCUACUACGUAGGCUAAGUAGUUACUAUAUAACACAAUAAAACCAACACUUCUUGUAGUGUCAACUCGACAGCGCCACCGCUUUGACAUCCUUAUUUACACCUAAUGCUAAGAUAAAACUAACUCCUUUGUUAUCUCUUUCAACUAACUAUCUUCUUUUUACUGUACUAUUGAUGCUGGUCUAAGGAUUGUGCUUGUGAGAGUCAAAAAGCAGAGAAUUUCAGAAACAUUUAAUAGAUGUUUGGGACACUUGAACACUUUUAAUUGUUAAAAUUUUCUGAUCUCACCCCUCCUUUCUCACUCAUCAGGUCACCAAGAAGAUAGGCGUCGUUAGAUCCAAUUCUAAACACGCAUCCAGAAACAAUUUAUUUGGUGUACGGAGUCAAUCCUAUUCAGAAGCCAAUACUGUUAUUGUUGUCCUACUUUCUGUCACUUCAGAAGAAAGUUAAUAGCAACUUCAGUCCUGGUAUUUAGAAAUCUUAUUUUUAUAUUUAACAAAAGCUAAAGGAACUCUCUCUAGGAAAGUGGAAACUACAGAUUUUCACCCUACUCCUUAGUCUCCUUAACACUUUUGUUCUCUUUGUUCUCUCACUGUGUCUGUGCUACUGACUCUUUCCACAGAGACUACCAGUUAGACACGCGUACCCACCAGAGGGCCACAGUUCCAGAGAACCACACAUCACUCAACAUUAGAACACACUUAACAUUGCACAUUAACAUUUCUCCUUGUCUAUUUGCUUUGUUCUACCUUGUUUUUUCUGUCUCCUCUCUAUUUCUCUUCAAGGUCUGUGUCAGUUAAAUCCUAAGUCCUCCCCUCGCCGCAAAACAUGGCUCACUCCAAAGAUCCUGUUGGCCACUGGAAGGACCUGGAAACAUGGCUGAGCGUUGUAACAGGCAGUCUCCUCCCUAAAGCUGUCGAAACACUGCAGCCCCUGACGCAAAACCAACUGGAUGAGAACAUAGACAGCAUCAUGAAGCAAGACCCAAGUCAAAGCUUCAACCACAAGGAGCUGGCCAAAAUCACUGGUACUCUGAGCCACACACUCAUAGCCACCCUCAAAUUGAGUGACAGACACGCCUCCCAACUCCAACACAAGCUGACACGCUUGCAAGCCCGCACCGAGCAGCUAGAGCUAGAGGCUCAGGAACGUCUUCAACAACCAAAUGAGGUGGAUGAAGGUACCACAGAGGAGAUCGACAAACUACAAGAAGCCCUAACAGCCGUCACAGAAGAAAGAGAACAAGCCAGAGCAGACCACGCUGACGUCGCUAACAAGCUAGAUUAUGCUGAACAGCUACUGAAGGAAGCGAAGGUGGACUUAAGAGACAAGAAGGCCAGAAUCAAAGCCCUUGAAACUCACCUGAGCGAAGCAAGACAUGAGAUCGACAGACUAAUGCAGGAAGUGGAUGACAUCAAAGAGGAGUCCGCCAGUGAACUCAGGCAUGCCUAUGCACUGCGCUAUGAACCUCCAAAGACAAGAUGUGCACCAGCCUCGCCCCUGCCAAGCAGGACAGGAUCCCCUGUCCCUGAGCUCUCACCUAUUGAAAGAGGUGAGAAACCAUGCCGAAGAUCUUCGCCAACACCUUCUGAAGAGUCUUACCUUAUCCCACAGCGACGAGAGCCUGUGAUAGCCAGUCACAGAUCGUCAUACAGUCUGGACCUUAAAGACCUUGACAAGCUGGCCAGAAACAUUGGCAAGUUUACUCCAAGUGUGUCAGGUGGUUUGGAGGUCCACGCUUAUUUGCAAGACAUUGAUUUCCAUCUGGAAAUGAGACCUAAUGUCUCUAAUAAAGAAAGACUGUAUUUGCUUCGAGCCACAUCCAGCACUGAGGUGCGCAGCUUCCUGGACCGACAACCGGCUCGGGUAAAGAAUAAUUAUCGCUUGCUCCAAGAAGCCUUCAUCAGAGAGUUUGCAAACCCUGAAUCAGAUCAAGGACUUUUAGGUGCUCUGGAGACAAAACAAGCUCGCUAUGAGUCCCCACAUGCUUACUACAACCGACUCAGGCAAGCCUUUUUCGGAACUCGCAACGAACCGAAUAUGGAAGACCCGAACUUUAAGAUUCUCUUCCUGAGAAACCUCCAUCCUGCAGUAAGCCAACAUCUCGGAGUACUCGCAUGCCCACGAACAAUGAGCCUCCAACAAUUGCGAGAUUUGACACAGAAAGCCCACGACAAACAAAAGAUGGUGUUAGAGAAAAACACUAAAACUGCCACAGUUUUUGACUUUAACGCCCAUCCAGAACUGGCACUAGAGGGUGCCCAACGCCCAAACAGCGUGAGACCACUAUCCCCAGCGUGGAAUGCGUCUCCGUCCAAUAGACAACGGAACUCCUACGAUGACACAAGACCUAAACAAAGGAACAGUCACUGGGAUGGACCGCGUGGACAACGACGCUCACCUGAACACCACCGGGAAAGAAACCAAUGGGGGUCAAACAAAAGCUGGUCACCAUCUAAGGGAAGACAUCAAAACCCUGGAUCAUCAAGUCCAAGGAGUCAACGAAGGUACUCCAAAAACUUCCACCCUGACAACGCUCAGACUCAAUACCAGCAAGAGGAAAAUGCCCCACCGGGAUUUAACCCUCAAGAACUGGUGAAAUUGAUGAUGAAAGAGUUUCUCAAAUGCAUAGAGGAGGACAGGAAACGGGAAAAGGAAAAAGCAGAUUCAGCCUGACUAGUCGCUGAGCGGAGAAGCAACAACCACCUGAACCAACAAACACUUGCAGGUGAAAGCCCUCAGGUUUCCAAAAGUGCCGUUCUGGUCGUCUGCCACUCCUCCGACAAACCUCAGUUCAGUCCUGAAACCCUUCCUGACCCAUGCCAAACUCCGGUACCUCCAUUACUGGAUGAACAUUUGACAGCUCCAUCAUCAUUGAACAACAAAUGGGGGAGGACCACAACUUGACACAGAUCAACUGUUCUACCCUCUUCACACUAACAUAACCUUUGACAUUCUAGGGAAACACCUAGUUAAACAUAACACUAAUACUUUCUCCUCUACAGCACUGCUAGAACAACCUCUAGUAAGAGAGGAGCCACUCCACAUAUGCAACACUGUUAUUGCUGGUUUUUAACCUACCUUGUUUUUUGCAUCCCUGUGCCUCUUGAUUUCCUUCUUUCUCUCUCUCUCCCUAACUGAUUUGCAGUUCCAGUCCCCUCUACAGGGAACUCCUGCAAAUUCAUGCAUAGGGCCUAAAAGUAGGAUUGACUCCUUCUCCCAAAUUAGUGUCAAUUGCUGCAGAAUUAUUGCUUAUUUAAGUUGAAGCUAGCGCCACUCCAUACUUGCAAAGAAGUAAACUAGCUAAAUAACUAAAUUUGAAUUAUUUCAGGCAAUGUUACACUACACCUUGUGUUCCUAACACGAACAAUUUAAGCUAAAACCUGCACCAGAACUCAGUCUAUGGAAUGGAAAUGUGGUUUGUGUCUUGUGUGUCUGUUCUCUCUCUAUCUAUGCCUCUUGUUCCAGUGUCUGCCGAUGUUUAUGCCAGGAACAUCACCAUCCAAAUGGGGGAUGUGGGGAGUCAACGGAUCGUUCCAGAACCGAACAAGCCACAGACCAUGUUAUCCUUAAAAGAUUGGUUGGUGCCUAAAUGUCUGAGCUUUGAUUUCAUUUUCAAAGCAAUCCACAGGA
Messenger RNA from Danio rerio (zebrafish), 5598 nucleotides. NCBI's taxonomy places the organism in Eukaryota, Metazoa, Chordata, Actinopteri, Cypriniformes, Danionidae. The record is from RefSeq and is a predicted model, not a curated record.